GUCGCGCAAAACUAUAAAGUUCAGUAGUUCAUGUUUAACUAAACUUUAGCGGUUUGUUACCGCUACGAUUUAUUUACAAUGCGUUCAUUGUAAGAAGUAAUUGUAAGUUAGCUUGUAGUGCAGAAUAUACGAACGACAGCAGUGAUACUCUCAACAAAUUGUCAUUAUGCUAUUCUAUUCUUUUUUCAAGUCCUUGAUCGGCAAGGAUGUGGUUGUCGAAUUAAAAAAUGACCUAAGUAUCUGUGGCACAUUGCAUUCCGUCGAUCAGUACUUAAAUAUAAAAUUGACCGAUAUCAGUGUAACAGAUACAGAUAAGUACCCUCAUAUGCUGUCUGUAAAAAAUUGUUUCAUUCGUGGAUCUGUGGUAAGGUAUGUACAGCUUCCAGGAGAUGAGGUAGAUACCCAGCUCUUACAGGAUGCAGCGCGCAAAGAAGCAGCGGUUCAAACGAGAUAACUUAUAGUUUCAUUAAGUCUAUCAUUAUCUUUUUAUUGGUAUUCUUUUGAUUCUACCUUUGUCAAGUACUACUUGCACAAAGCACAAAAAUUAUAAAUUAGUACGUGAAAUUGUACAAAAUACACGCUACUUGCGUGUAAAAAAAAUUCCAAUAUUUUCCAUAAAAUAAUGAUGUAUUAUUUGAUACAGAAUAUUAUUUAACUAUGUAUACAAAUAUGCAUACAACUAUGUAUACAAAGAACUCUCCAAUACAAUAUAGUAAUUUACACAUA
Messenger RNA from Harpegnathos saltator (Jerdon's jumping ant), 726 nucleotides. RefSeq names its product U6 snRNA-associated Sm-like protein LSm2. Gene Ontology annotation, biological process: mRNA splicing, via spliceosome. The coding region runs from base 167 to 454 and encodes 95 amino acids. The record is from RefSeq and is a predicted model, not a curated record. Lineage: Eukaryota; Metazoa; Arthropoda; Insecta; Hymenoptera; Formicidae. Gene Ontology annotation, molecular function: RNA binding. Gene Ontology annotation, cellular component: P-body; U6 snRNP; U4/U6 x U5 tri-snRNP complex. The transcript has 4 exons.